AAUUACGGUACGUCUACUGACUUGACCAACGUCACGACGCGGCAAAUAAAAGUGCGCUAAAGGAUAUGCGCGAAGGAAUCCUACUAGAAGCCUACAGUCCAACAAUAUUCUGUGCUGUGCAAAGCUACCGUGACAUUGAGACUUGUAUCGACACAAAAAGUUGCAAUCUGCAAGUGGAAGAUGUUUAAAAAGUUGUUUACUGUCGUAACAAUGUCCGAAGAGUACUUGGAAACUAAUCUGCAGAAGAUAUUCGGUCACAACGCAUUCAACAGCGAAAUGCGAAGGCGUGCUGCGGAAGCCGUUUCCGAAAGAAACAUUCGUGACGACGCUCAACAAUCUGAUGAUGAAAGACCCUUAUUGGCUACAAAUCUCAAAGUAAGACCAUUGACAGAGCUUCUUGAAAAAUCUCCUAUGGUGUUUGAGCAACCGAUUUCUGAGAAACCAGAGGAACCAGAGACCAGCUCUGAUUCUGUUCCAGUGAUAGAAAUAUCAUCAGAUUCGGAAGAAUCUGAUGAUGAAAAACAAUCAGCAAAUCCAAUGGUGAAAACGCGCUGCAUGACUGAGUCUCUUGAAACUCAGCCAAAACUGCAGCCAUUCAAAUACCAGUUCAAAACUGCCUCAGAGAUCGCCCAAAAUUUCAUAGCUGCAACUCCAAGUGAGUCAAGUCACAAAGAUGGUCCGAAUGAGCAAACACUUGAUGAAACAUCCGCUACUACGUCAGAGGGAAAAAAAACAGAUAGUGGCGAACAAACGUUUUUUGCUAAUGAACAGUGUGAAAUUGAUGACGAAGCUACUACUAUUCAUGCAAGUGAAACAUGCAGUUUAAGUGACUAUGGAGAAACAUGCAGUUCAAGUGACAAUGGAAAAACAUUCGGUUAUACCGUCUAUGGAGAAUCAUGCAGUUCAACUGACGGCCAAGAUGAUUUAAGUUCAACCGCCUCUAAUAUUGAGAAUGAUGAAGGAUAUUGUAAAAGGGAAAGCCUUAUAAAGGAAUUGGUAAAAGAAUUGCAACCGGUGCCUGAUUCAAGUUCACGUGUCAAUGGAGAUUCUUCAUUUAAAAAUGGCAGAUACGCAAGGACGUCAGCCAAACGACGACAAAGAGCUAAGAGAUUGUCUUCUAGAUCGUCUGAGGCUCGCCAGUCUACUCCGCUACAUUGUGUAGGAGAAAAGCAGAAAUCAAAAGCAGAGAUUGCAGCAAAAUUGCUGAUCAGAACAGAAUUGAGGCCUUUUUGCUAUCGCGAAUUUGAUAGAGAGACCUACUUAAAAGUUAGCCAGUGGAUCCGUCACGAUAUCAGAAAAUAUGAUUGUUACAGUAGAAGACAGAUAGCUCGAAUUGUUGCAGCAUACCUGGACGAUAUGAUUCCACAUUAGCAUCAUCUGUGAACAUCUUCGAACUUGAUACUUGCUACAUUGGUUUCCAAAUUGUGACUACCCGCAAUUUUCAUACGAGCUAGUACAACUCACUGCAAUAUUCCAUAUCAUGUUUCUUUUUACCUUGUACGUUUGACUGAAAUUCAUCCAUCACUCUAUGUUUUGAUCAAGUCUCAUUUGUUCUUACCGAAUAACUUUAUUUCUUCCAGUAUUCAGUAAUAUAGAUAAUAAGGACCAGUUGAAGAUUUUAAUUUUUCUAGUUUUUGAUAUUCAGUUUUGGAAAAAAGAUUCAUUCCAAUAUUUCUUAGUACCUUCUUUUUCGAUUCAGUUUAUUUUUUCUAGUGUUUCAUGAUAAAGAUUAUAAGCCAAAGAUGAAGAUUUUUAUUUUUUUGUUUGUCAGUAUUCAUUUUUUUUAAUUACUUUAUCGUUUCAGUGUUCAGUGAUACAGAUUUUAAGGACGAGUUGAAGAUUUUUUAUUUUUUUUAUUUUUCACUCAUUGUUGCUACUCACUCAUCUUCCUCUCAUCUCAAUGAUGCCAGCGACAGAACUUUGUUAGUUGAUGUGCAUUUUUUGCAGUAUGUGAUAUGUAUAAUAACACUGAAAUGUAAAUUAAUAUAAAAUAGCCACCUAGUCAUAGAAAACAUAUGUCUAAACUAUGUUAUUGUCAUAAAGCGUACGUGUGCGAAAUUUAUCGAUGCUAUAAAGUAUUUUAU
Messenger RNA from Athalia rosae (coleseed sawfly), 2084 nucleotides. RefSeq lists its product as uncharacterized. Bases 181 to 1371 code for a protein of 396 amino acids. The record is from RefSeq and is a predicted model, not a curated record. NCBI's taxonomy places the organism in Eukaryota, Metazoa, Arthropoda, Insecta, Hymenoptera, Athaliidae. The transcript has 3 exons.